Molecule: messenger RNA, 1502 nt
Organism: Gadus morhua (Atlantic cod)
Lineage: Eukaryota; Metazoa; Chordata; Actinopteri; Gadiformes; Gadidae
Gene: trappc6b
Product: trafficking protein particle complex subunit 6B
Exons: 5
Coding region: 128-799 (223 amino acids)
Biological process (GO): regulation of GTPase activity; endoplasmic reticulum to Golgi vesicle-mediated transport
Cellular component (GO): cis-Golgi network; trans-Golgi network; TRAPP complex
Source: RefSeq, a predicted model, not a curated record
ACAUGUAGUCUUACCGAAGGGUCAUAUCAACCUUCGGUAUAGCUGUCAUUCAGCAUUGAUCACUUUUUACGGGGACACUUUCCCAUCUUCUGUGACGUUAGAUCAGACGUUAACACCAGCCUCUCAAAUGGCAGACGAAGCACUUUUCCAGUUUCUGCACAGUGAAUUAAUACAGUACAUUUAUAAAUCUGGUGCAAAUGGAGAGACGGAGAAUGGUAAAAACAUCACCAAAUUGGAAGCAAUGGGAUUCAGGGUCGGGCAAGGACUCAUAGAGAGGUUCACCAAAGAAACGCCACGCUUUAAAGACGAGCUGGACGUUAUGAAAUUCAUCUGCAAGGACUUCUGGACUUGUUUAUUCAAAAAGCAAAUUGAUAACCUCAGAACCAACCAUCAAGGAAUCUACGUACUACAAGACAAUAGCUUCCGAUUACUCAGUCAGCUGUCAGCUGGGAAGCAGUAUUUGGAACAUGCCCCCAAGGUGAGUUUAUUCAGUUCAAAUAUCAGUACAACAUGUUAUAUCCAUUCAAACAGAGAGCAUGAAACUGCCAUGGAAAUGUCUUGGUGUCAUAAUCAAGGCCUUUUAUACAAGAUUGUUGAGGACAAUACAUCAUAUACUGACCAAAAAAAACGUGUUAAAAAAACGUAUGAAUGUAAUGGUGUUUGCGUGUUGCAGUAUUUGGCGUUCACCUGUGGUCUGGUGAGGGGGGGGCUGUCCGACCUUGGAUUGAAGAGUGUGGUCACAGCCGAGGUGGCUGGCAUGCCUGCAUGUAAAUUCCAGGUUAUGAUCCAGAAGGUGUAGCGUCCGCAGAAGAAGCAGCAUCGAUGUCCACAACAGAGCCUCACCCUGCCUAUACAACCUCACUGUGUUCAUCUGCAUGCAGGGUCCUCACUAACAGCCAUUACUAGCCAUUACCAUUACUUUGGCAGCAACAUACUUUAAACUAGCUUGCCUGUAGCUACACCCAGCUAACCCCCCCCCCCCCCCCCACCACCCCUCCCUCCUACUGGGGUUUCAUGUUGUAGCUUGUUUUAAUGCUAACGAGUAAUUGCAAUAUCCAACCCGGAAAUCAGAGUAAUUUGCACCUAAUCUUUUCUUUUUCAAGAUGUGUCAUUUUGUUUUUAAGAUGUUGAUUUAGACUAUAGUUAGUUAUCACAAUUAAUUAAUGAAGCCAGUUAAUUGUACAAAAUAUACCGCUUACGUAUGCAAGUAUUCAUGUUGGAACAAUGCUUUAUAAAUGAACUCAAUAUUAGCUUAACGCUUCAAAGUUGCAGUUAUUCUCUAAAGGGCCACCAAAGUAUUUUAUCCAGGUGGAAGAAUGGAGAGAGUGGGAUGCCAACAGUGGGAUGCCAAGUCGCCAACCACUGUCCCCUCUAUGUUCCUUCACCUCUAAGAGUAUUGAUUGGAAAAUGUUUUAUGUGACCUUCAUGAAUGAAUAUGAUUUAUGCUUUCUUGAGCAUCACUGCACAAAGGGUAACAGAGAAAUUAAAUUAAUAUACAAAUA